UUCUAAAAGCGAAUCUAUUUUUCCGACAUAAAAUUUCUUCAAAAAAAAAAGUCAACACCAUCGUCAGCAGCAAAUUGCAGAGAUGGGUAGCAGAAGAUUCGAAUCUUCGAAUUACAGAAAUCCAUGUUUAACGAUGCAUCAGCCAUGGGCUUCUUUACUUGUUUAUGGCAUCAAACGCAUCGAAGGCAGAUCCUGGCCCUCCCCCAUUAGAGGACGACUCUGGAUUCAUGCUGCUGGGAAGGUUCCGGAAGCUGAGACGAUAAAAGCUAUGGAAGAUUUUUACCGAGAAAUUUACGCAAUGAAUGGAAUUACGGAUAUUAAAUUCCCCGAGCAUUACCCUGUCUCGAGACUCCUUGGUUGUGUUGAUGUAGUUGGUUGUGUUACGUGUGAAGAGCUAGUGAAUUGGGAAGAUGUACCUGCAUCGGUGAGAUUAGAAGGGCAAACAGCUUUCUGUUGGCUUUGCGAACAACCUCAGAAAUUGAUAGUGCCGUUUGAGAUGCGCGGGCAACAAGGUGUUUAUAAUCUUGAAAGGAAGAUAUAUGAAGCGGCUGUGAGAGGUCUCUGUUCGGUGGAAGCUCCGUUACCGGUGAAAUUUCCGCUUCCAAAUCCACAAGAUCGUUUUUCUUUGAAACCGUGCUCACUUGCUUCUCGUUCGAAUUCCGUGUCCGAAGAGGAGAAAUCACCUAAUCUUGUGGCGGCAAUUGCCGGUGCUAGAGCUGCUGCAACUCAAUUCUCGAAAAAUAAUAACAAUAAUUUGCAAUCUUUUAACGGGGCCGAUAUUGAAGGCGAAAAGACGCCUGUGUCCUCUAGAACAAGGAAUAAAUCCCAUGACAGGGUUCAAUGAAAACUUAUAAGUGGUGAAAUAUGGAUUUUAAGGAAAGUUUACAUGUAAAUAUCUAGUUAUUAUUUGUGUAUCAUAUGUACUUUAGGAAGAAUUUGAAGAUUUUUAAAUUUUGAAUGAAUACUUUGAUUUUUUUUAUUUUU
Messenger RNA from Erythranthe guttata (spotted monkey flower), 984 nucleotides. RefSeq names its product RNA-binding ASCH domain protein. Lineage: Eukaryota; Viridiplantae; Streptophyta; Magnoliopsida; Lamiales; Phrymaceae. The record is from RefSeq and is a predicted model, not a curated record.